AUGUUUGGAUCCUUCGACAUGUCGUCCUUCCGUGGAGUUGGCAUGAUUAUUCUCCAGAUCCUCCGAGUCUUCACUAUCAUCGGACUCCUGGCCGCCGAGACUGCUUGUGCGGUCUUGAUUGCCAAGGUCAAUACCGGAAACCCAUACUGCGUCUUCGAAGCAACCUCUAUGGUCUUCACAUGUGGCAUCGCCCUCUUCCUCAUCGUCUCUGAGAUUGGUGUCUUCCAGAGAUUCUUCCGCAAGAACUGGCCUGCCUUCUCUGACCAGCAUGGUCUUGGGUGGCUUGGCUUUGCCAUCAUCAUCGUCGCCUGCAACAUUCUCGGCAAGCUCAACAACUCCAACUCAUCGGCUGAAUCCCUCGGAAGCAUGUCCUUCUGGCAACUCACCCUUGCUGCGGGUAUCCUCAACCUGACUUUCGGCGUCCUGAAUGUGAUCGCCAGCUUCGUCUUUUCAGACCGCAAGAACGGAGUCAAUGCUCGCGAUGUCCGCACUCAUGGCUCUCUCGCCGGCGAUGGUAACGAGGUUGCAUCCCUUCACUACCCCCCAAGCUCUACUCCCUCCACAGUUGGACAGGAGAAGGGAGCCAGCAAAUUCGCCUCCAUGUUCUGGAAGCGAAACAAGAACAACACCAACGAGACCGUGCGGGAGGCUCCCAGGCCCAACAUCAGCGCCCCAAUGCCCGCUCACCGUGACGUUGAGCAUGAUGCAGGUGCCGAGCAGAUCAAGCCUCGGUCGCCCAUCAACCCUUCUGUUGCGCGCCCUGACUCGAUCUACCACCCCAUUCACAACCUGCGGGCCAGCAGCCACUACUCCGAGGCGCACAUCUCCCGCUUCUAA
Messenger RNA from Clonostachys rhizophaga, 837 nucleotides. The record is from the annotation of a GenBank genome assembly. Lineage: Eukaryota; Fungi; Ascomycota; Sordariomycetes; Hypocreales; Bionectriaceae.